This is a messenger RNA of Seriola aureovittata, 3730 nucleotides long. It is a transcript of the gene smc5, whose product is annotated as structural maintenance of chromosomes 5. Gene Ontology annotation, cellular component: Smc5-Smc6 complex. Bases 79 to 3312 code for a protein of 1077 amino acids. Gene Ontology annotation, molecular function: ATP hydrolysis activity; ATP binding. Gene Ontology annotation, biological process: double-strand break repair via homologous recombination. The record is from RefSeq and is a predicted model, not a curated record. NCBI's taxonomy places the organism in Eukaryota, Metazoa, Chordata, Actinopteri, Carangiformes, Carangidae. The transcript is spliced from 24 exons.
ACUCGGCGAGGCGCGCGAGGGUGAACGGCAGUGCCUGUGGCUGUUUGAGGCAGGCUGCUCUGUUUUUUUAUUUUAACCAUGGCGGAGCCCAGCAAAAAACAGCGAGUAAGUCAAGUUAACAGCAGCUCACAAACGUGUUCCGGCACCGCCAACACGAUUAAGGGCAGUCCGCGCGAUGGAAGUGGAGGAGACGGUCGUUUUGUGGAAGGAUCCAUACUUCGCAUCACUAUGAAAAACUUCCUGACCUAUGACUACUCUGUGGUGUGUCCUGGACCUAAUCUCAACAUGAUUGUUGGAGCCAAUGGAACUGGCAAGUCCAGCAUUGUUUGUGCCAUCUGUCUGGGUCUGGCUGGCAAGACCGCUAUCCUGGGCAGAGGCGACAAGGUUGGGCUUUAUGUCAAACGUGGGUGCCAUAAAGGUUUUAUUGAGAUUGAACUGUGCAAGAACGGUGGUAAUAUAGUGAUUAAUAGAGAAAUCCAUGUGGAGAACAAUCAGUCUCUGUGGAUGAUGAAUGGACGACACUGUAACCAGAAAUCAGUGGAAGAGGAGGUCAAGGCUCUGCGUAUCCAAGUCAGCAACCUCUGCCAGUUUCUGCCUCAGGAAAAAGUGGGAGAGUUUGCCAAAAUGUCCAAAAUUGAGUUGUUGGAGGCGACUGAGAAGUCAGUGGGGCCACCAGAGAUGUACGAGUACCACUGUGAGCUCAAAAACUUCCGCAACAAAGAACGAGAACUGGAGAAUGUCGUGAAAGAGAGGGCUAGCUUCCUGGAGAAGGCCAAGCAGAGGAACGAGAGGAACAAACACGAUGUGAACCGCUACUAUGAAAAGAAGAGGCAUCUGGAUGUGAUUGAAUUGCUUGAGAAGAAGAAACCGUGGGUGGAGUAUGAGACCACCCGUAAGGAACUCGAGGGUGUCAAGGGAGAGCGAGACGAGGCCAAAAAGCAGCUCGCCGCGCUGAAGCAGGCCCAGACGCCCAUGCUGAGGAAGAUCCAGCAGAUUGACAACCAGCUGAAGCCCACUGAGGCACAAAUAAAAGCCAAGACUACUGCGAUCAAAGAAGCCUCAAACAAGUGCAAACAGAAACAAGAUCAGUUGGAUCGAAAACACAAAGAGAUCGACGAUAUUAAACAAACACUGAGACUGAAGCAGAUGGAGGAGGAAGACCACCAGAAGCGAAUCAGCAACACCAGACGGACCAUUGAUGACUUGAAGGCAGAGCUCGCCAAAGUCGGCGAUCAACCAGAUGUGACACCGCGGAUCAAUGCCAUCAAUGUCGAGCUGAGAUGCAUCCAGGAGGAGAGAGCCAAGAUCGAAGGAGAGAAGGCCGACCUUCGCAGGGAGAAAGACAACCUCUUUGCUGAGUCCAGGAUGUUGGAGAGAAAGCUCAAUGACAUGAACAACAUGAUGAACGCUAAAGAGGAGAAGCUGCGAGGACGCCACAGGGACACACAUGUUGCUCUCCAGUGGCUCAGACAGAACAAACACCAGUUUGGUGGGAAUGUCCAUGAGCCUAUGAUGCUGGUGAUCAAUGUGAGAGAUCAUCACUUUGCCAAGUAUGUGGAAAACCACAUCUCAUUCCACGACCUGCGGGCGUUUGUCUUCCAGAGGAAAGACGACAUGGAGAAGUUCAUGAUUGAGGUCCGUGACAAGAUGAACUUGAAGGUGAACUCCAUUUCUGCUCCGGAGGAAUCGUGUUCUAAGCGGGAGCCGUCCCGAAAUAUUGAGUCCCUGAGGCGUUUUGGGUUCUUCACGUACCUACGUGAGAUGUUUGAUGCGCCUGAUGAGGUGAUGAGUUACCUCUGUCACCAGUACAAGGUACAUGACGUCCCUGUGGGCAAUGAACAAACCAAAGCCAUGAUUAAAACGGUGAUUGAGGAGCCCUACCUCAAGGUGUUAUACACGACAGAGGAGAGGUACUCAGUGAAGAGGUCCUUCUACUCCAACAAGAUUAGCACCAGUAACUCUGCGGUACACCCUUCCCAGUACCUCAUCAUCACUGUUGACGCUGAAGAGAAACGGCAGCUGGAGCAGCAGAUGAAGGCGUGUGAGCUGAAGUUACGAGACAUCGAUGAACGGAUGAAGGCUCUGCAGAAGGAAGCGGCCGCCCUGGAUCGCAGCGACAAUGAACUGUUGACAGAGAAGAAGCGUCUCUCGGAGCUAAAGGGCAAAAAGAGACAACUGGAGCAGAAAAUCAGCACCAAACAGGACAGUCUCAGGCAGAUGGAGCAGAGUGUUAUUGACCUAAAGAAGAUUGAAGAGGAGACAAAAGAGAAAAUAGCGUCUGUCAAUUCCCAGAAGGUGGCCAUAGUCUCAGCAUUCAUGGCUCAAAUGAAGCUGAGAGCCAAGCUGACAAUGGAGAAGGUGUACCUGGCCUUGGAGACGGUGGGGCUGACGGCGGAGAAGACCAAGCUGGAGAACGACUGUAGAGAAGGCGCCACUGAACUUAAGGCCACCGAUCAAAAAUUCAACCGUCUGGAGCAGAGGAAGAUCCAGCUGACAGAACACUGCAAAGGCCUGCUGAAGAGAGCAAAGUCCAUCUGCAGGAUGCAGCCUGACGAGUCAUUACCUGAAGACCUGCGUAACGCUUUCAGCAAGCUGCCCGACACACUGGACGAGAUUGAUGCCAUGCUGAACGAGGAGCGGUCCAGAGCCGAGUGCUUCACUGGCCUCAGUGAAAGUGUUGUGGAGGAGUACAACAGGAGAGAGCAGGAAAUCAAAAAUCUGGAGAAAGAGCUGGAAGAUAAGAGCAACGCCCUGAAUGCUUACCGGCAGAACAUAUCAGAGGCGAAGGAACGCUGGCUGAACCCUCUGAAGCAACUGGUGGAACAGAUAAAUGACAAGUUCAGCGACUUCUUUCGCUCCAUGCAGUGUGCAGGAGAGGUUGAUCUGCACGCAGAGAAUGAGGAGGAAUAUGACAAAUACGGGAUCCGUAUCCGGGUGAAGUUUCACAGCAGCACUCAGCUCCACGAGCUGACAGCGUACCAUCAGAGCGGAGGAGAGCGCAGCGUCUCCACAAUGCUUUACCUCAUGGCCCUGCAGGAGCUCAACCGCUGCCCCUUCAGAGUGGUGGAUGAGAUCAACCAGGGAAUGGAUCCUGUAAAUGAGAGAAGAGUCUUUGACAUUGUGGUCCGCACGGCCUGCAAAGAGACAACAUCCCAGUACUUCUUCAUAACACCCAAACUGCUGCAGAAUCUUCAGUACGCCGAGGAAAUGACCAUCCUGUGUGUCCAUAACGGCGCCCACAUGCUUCCCCCGAACCAGUGGGUUGAGAAGGCUUUCAUCAGACGCUGUCUCCAAAGAAAAGCCCAGGCAUGAAUCCACGAGGUCGACCUGACCUGAAGGCUUCACUUAGUUUCAAAAUAUACGACUGUAAAUCUGAAGGGGAUGUUACAUGAUAUGAUAAAAAAGUUUCUGUUAUUUCAGAGAGAAUAUUUUAUAUGAACCUUUUGAAGGGGAACGAUAUCAUUUUGCACUGUGGAUGAGUCAUAUACAGACCAACAAUGUCCUGUCACUUCUUGAGGAGUUUUCAAAUGGGUUGGACAUUUAUAAAACGCCUAUUAUGAAAAUAGAAAUAUGCACUGAGCAUAUUUGUUGUUCCCUCAUUUGCACAUUUGUCUGUUUAUGCAGCAACAUGUUAACUCUUUUAAUAAUACAAAAAAAGUACAACAGUUUCAUCUCUACCUUAAGGGGUUAAUAUGCACGUUUAUAUAUUUGAAUAAAAUAUUCUGCUGUU